This is a messenger RNA of Lolium perenne, 1183 nucleotides long. RefSeq lists its product as uncharacterized. The record is from RefSeq and is a predicted model, not a curated record. NCBI's taxonomy places the organism in Eukaryota, Viridiplantae, Streptophyta, Magnoliopsida, Poales, Poaceae.
GAGAGCCCCCAGAGCUAGAAGAGGAGGAAAGAUAGCGCCAUGGGGAGAGCUCCGUGCUGCGACAAGGCAAGCGUGAAGAAGGGCCCAUGGUCGCCGGAGGAGGACGCCACGCUGAAGUCCUACAUCGAACAGAACGGCACCGGCGGCAACUGGAUCGCCCUGCCGCAGAAGAUUGGUCUGAAGAGGUGUGGCAAGAGCUGCCGCCUCCGGUGGCUCAACUACCUCCGGCCUAACAUCAGGCACGGCGGGUUCUCGGAGGAGGAGGACAGGAUCAUCCUCGGCCUCUACAUCAGCAUAGGAAGCAGGUGGUCGAUAAUAGCGGCACAGCUGCCAGGGAGGACAGAUAAUGACAUCAAGAACUACUGGAACACAAGGCUCAAGAAGAAGCUUUUCGGCAAGCAGUCCCGCAAGGACCAGAGGCAGCAGCAGUUCGCACUCCAGGUAGCAAAUGGUGGGCAGAAGGAAGAAGGAACCAGGGACACAAACGGAACAAAUGGCUUUGCUGCUGGUGCUUACAAUUGGCACCAGCAUGCCAUGGCCAUGCCGGUGCAUCCGAUGUCGGGAUCAAUAGUGGACGGUAAUCGUACCGGAGAAGAAGUCGACGAGUCAAUCCGGAAGCUUCUGUUUAAGCUAGGAGAAAGCCCUUUUGGAGCCCUGCCACCUCCACCAAUGUACGGGGAAACUCAAACCUUUGUGAUGCCAUCAGUGCACACAGCUCCGCUCACCGAAGGUGGCAUCCAGUGUUCCGGCGUGCUGCCGGCGCUAGAGCUUGAUGAGAGCUUUCAGUUCAAUCAGGUCAAGCUGGACGGGCUGGAAUGCUUCUUCGGCAUGGGGGACCAGAGCAUGAGGUGGAAUGAGGUGAGCCCCUUGGUUUGCCCUAACACUACUAUGGCAUCCAGCUCCCAAGGGGUGCAGCAGUACUGCCUUGUUGAGGAGCCAGUUGACCUUGGGAUGCAGUAGCGGAAUAGCUAUUGGUUUUUGUUCUCAUGUACAUGCAUGAUUGUGGUGUAAAUUUGUAGCAUUCAUGGGGAAUGGUGAAAGAUGAGAGCUUUGGAUUAAGAGCAAUAACUUAAUGCCUCUCACCACUCCUAAUUGAGAGAUGCCUUGUUUUCAGGUAUCUUCAUCUGAGUCAUGUCUUGAAAUGUUUUUUUCCCACUGCCUUACAGAAAUAUUAUAAUUUUUA